AUGAAGAGCGCAUGGAGCGCAUGGAGCGCAUGGAGCGCAUGGAGCGCCAAGGCCCUGGUCCUGACGGCACUUUGGCUUUCCAUCGGGGAAGCUGCCCUCACUGGUGACACCCUCAGCUCAGGGUCGCCUGUUGCGAAGAUUGUGGAGAUGUUGAAAGAUAUGUCAUCAAAGUCAGACGAAGAUGGGAAAGCAGAAGAGGAGACCUUUUCGAGCUUUAAGUGCCACAGCACGAAGGUCAUUGAAAGCAAGGCAACCAAGAUGUCUGAUUUGGAAGAGCUCAGCUUGUCUCUGGAAAACAAGAUCGAGAAGCUCACAGCUUUAAAGGGUGAGCUUGCAUCCAAGGCAGUGUCAGUGAAGAAGGACUUGGAAAAAAAUGAUGAAACAAAAAGGGAGGCUGACAGCACCCGUGAGAACAGUCACAAGAGCUUUCUCUCCAGCGAGAAGGAGAUGCCUACAAACCUGAAGACUUUGAGUCAAGCAUUGACAUCCUUGAAGGAAACAGAGAAAAAAAGUGCAGCUACAGAGUUGUUGGCCAUGUCUAGCAACGCAGAGCUUGCUGCUCUUGGAAGGCAACUGCAGGAAGUGCAAAACCCUCCAGCUUCAAAUCCUUUUUCCAAAGAUUUCCUUUCUCCAAAGGAUGGUCUUGCCCUGCUAGGUGGGGCUCCAGGCAAUUACGAGUCCCAAAGUGGUGGUGUCUUGGGUGUGUUGACGAGCACCAGAGACACCUAUGCCAAAGACUUGGAAACCCUGCAGCAGACCGAAGCGUCGCAGAAGGACGCCUUUGACAAAAUGACUGCCACACUUCUCUCGGAGAAGAAGGAACUCGCAGAGUUGUUGCGAAUCACCGAAGCCAGCAGAGCAAGUACUGAGGAAGAGAUUGAGACCAGGAAGUCUCAGCUGAAAGAAGCCAAGGAAAACCUAGCAACUGAAACAGAUCUCAAAGCACAAGAAGAAAAGAUGUUGGCUUCCAAGACUGCAGUCUAUGAGCAACGAAAGAGUCUAAGGUCAGAAGAAGAGACAGCUAUCGCACAAGCCAUUGCUGUUUUAAACAGCGAUUCUUCCUUCGCAACUUUCACAGCAGUGAAGACAAGUCCGAGCUUUUUACAGCUUGGUCGCUCAACUGGACUUGCAAAGUCUGUUUCUCGAAGGGGCCAGGCAAUCCAGUUCUUGAGGGAGGAGGCGCAUGCUAGAAGUUCCACGAAGCUUGCUCAUUUGGCUGUACUAUUGAGCUCGGAGUCAGCAAAUCCAUUUGGCAAAGUUCUGGGCGAGAUUGAGAAGAUGCAGGAGACAAUUGUUGCAGAGGGAAAGGCUGACAGGAAGAAGUUUGAUUGGUGUGCAGCUGAAAGGGCUAAGAGCAAAGAGUCCAAGAGCGACAAGGAGACUCAAAUUGGAAGCUUCAAAGCAGAACUGCUGGAGCUCAAGGGAACUCUCACAGGCCCAGUGGAUGGCUUGGAGGCCACCCUAACCAAAGCUGAAGAAGAUCUCAAGGAAAACGAGGAAGAUCAAGAGAAGGAAACAGCAGAUCGGAAAAAGGAAAACAAAGAGUACCAGAAGAACAUCGCGAACUUGCAGAACGCCCAGGGCCUGGUUGACAAGGCACUCUCGGUACUGAAGAAGUUUUAUGCCAAGGUUGCGUUGACGCAGGUGAAAAACCAAGCAAAUGAGCAAGCUGCAGAAGACCCUGAGUACGACGAGGGUGACUUUAAAGGGCAAGCAAAUGGUGGCAAAGUCCAAGAGCUUCUGAAGGCCGUUUUGGAUGAUACCGCGAAAGAGGAGGCCGAUGCUCACAAAGCGGAACAGGACGCUCAGAUAGACUUCGAGGAUCGCUUGGCUUUGCUGACAAGGUCAGCGGAGGAGCUGGGGAAGACAAUUACUGACACACAGAAAGCGAUUGCCGACGCCAAAGUCAAGGUCACUGAGAACAAAGAGAUGAAAGCAGAUGCUGAGAAGGAGAAGAAGUCAAUCGAAGAGUACUUGGAAGAUAUCAAGCCGCAGUGUGACUUUAUCACCAAGAACCUGGAUCAACGCAAGGCCAAUCGUGCAGGUGAAACAAAAUCACUUGAAAAGGCUAUUGAAUUAAUUAAAGGAACUCCAGCCUACAAAAGCCUGGCCUGA
Molecule: messenger RNA, 2115 nt
Organism: Cladocopium goreaui
Lineage: Eukaryota; Dinophyceae; Suessiales; Symbiodiniaceae
Source: the annotation of a GenBank genome assembly